Molecule: messenger RNA, 12490 nt
Organism: Cavia porcellus (domestic guinea pig)
Lineage: Eukaryota; Metazoa; Chordata; Mammalia; Rodentia; Caviidae
Gene: Znf507
Product: zinc finger protein 507
Exons: 5
Coding region: 3-2891 (962 amino acids)
Biological process (GO): positive regulation of transcription by RNA polymerase II
Cellular component (GO): nucleus
Source: RefSeq, a predicted model, not a curated record
CUAUGGCUCACGUGAUCUGUUCCUCACGCGGCCAUCUUGGAGCUCCGGUUGAGGAAGGGAAAAGUGGGGGAGAAGAGGGGAAGGAUCCGAGAGAGAGGUGGGCGAGGACGAGGGCGAGUACACAGCAGGGUCCUGGCCGGCCAAAAGAGGCUAGCGGAAGCAGCAGCCGCCGCCUGACAGCAGAUAUGGAAGAAAGCAGCUCUCUUGCCAUGUUGGUGCCAGAUACUGGGGAACAGGAAGCUGUAUUGACAGCUGAAGGUGUCAUCCGUCCUUCGUUGGAAGUUGAGGAACAAAGAAAGCUUAAAGCAGACCCAUUAAUCCAUGUUAUCCAGAAGUUAAGCAAAAUAGUAGAGCAUGAAAAGUCACAAAAAUGUCUUCUAAUUGGGAAAAAACGCUUGCGUUCGAGUGCUACAGCACAGUGUUUUGAAGGCCAAGAACUCUGUGAGAUUCCAGCUAAAGUAACCCAGUCACCUGCUGUUGGUAUUAGAAAAGCUGAGGCAUCACAAGCAAAUAGUAUUCCUGACUCUCUUGCCCAGAAUGAUGAGAAGGCUAUGGCUUAUGAAUGUGGCCUUUGUAAGUUUUUAUCAUCAUCCUUUACUGUGUUAAGAGAUCACAUCAGGCAGCAUGGUCAGCAGAAUGAAGUGGUAUUCAUAUGCUCAGAGUGCCAUAUUACAUCCAGAAACCAAGAGGCACUUGAAGCUCAUGUACUGAAUGACCACAAAAAUGAUGCCAACAGUCACUCCCAGUCCAAAGCCCAGCAGCACGUAAGCACCUCUAACUCCUGUGAUAGAAGCACAGAAAAAAGUGUUGAAACUGUUCCCGAUACUUCAGUAAAUGUGAGCAGUCCACAAACCCUUAAUGUCCAAACUACGUCCAUGGCAGAAAUGGGUAGACGAAAGUGGUAUGCAUAUGAACAGUAUGGCAUGUAUCGGUGCUUAUUUUGCAGUUACACUUGUGGCCAGCAGAGAAUGUUAAAGACACAUGCUUGGAAACAUGCAGGACAAGUUGACUGUACCUAUCCAAUCUUUGAAAAUGAAAAUGAACCUCUCGGCUUGCUGGAUUCUUCAGUGUCUGCUGCACCUGGUGGAGUCGAUGCAGUAGUUAUUGCUAUCGGAGACAGUGAACUGAGUAUCCACAAUGGGCCAUCAGUACAAGUACAGAUUUGCAACUCAGAACCAUUAUCAUCUUCCUCUCCUUUAGAACAAACGGUAGAGGAUAGUGUACCCCUAAGUCAAUCAGUUACCCUUGACUCUAAUGAGGAAGAAAUACUAGAAGUGAUGUCUGAUUCAGAGGAGAAUCUGAUUGCCGAUAGCCUACUUUCAUCAGCACAGAAAAUCAUCAGCAGUAGCCCAAAUAAAAAAGGUCAUGUUAAUGUGAUAGUGGAGCGUUUACCAAGUGCUGAAGAAACUCUUUCACAGAAACACUUCCUCAUGAAUGCUGAAAUUGAAGAGGAAAAAAACCAGAACCCAAUAGAAGCACAGACUGAAUGUGGAAGAGUAGAGGAUGUUUAUCAUGCUGAUAAAUGUACUGUUGAUAUUGAGGGAUUAAUUAUAGGCUGGAGCAAUCCAGAGAAGAAAGAUAGUGAGUUAAUAAGUAAAACCCUGGGUACUGAUGAGAAUGCCCCUCCAGGCCGAAGAAGGACAAAUUCUGAGUCUCUUAGGCUACACUCCUUAGCUGCAGAAGCCCUUGUCACAAUGCCUAUAAGAGCUGCAGAACUAACAAGAGCUAAUCUUGGGCACUAUGGAGAUAUAAACCUUUUAGAUCCAGAUACUGGACAAAAGCAAGUAGAGAGUACAUUGACAGCAUAUUCAAAAAUUAUGUCACCACUUAAAAACUCUUCAGAUGGACUAACUGGUUUUAACCAAAGCAACUCUACCUUGGUAGCUCUCCCAGAGAGUAGACAGGAAUUGUCAGAUGGGCAAGUUAAGACAGGUAUCAGCAUGUCCCUGCUCACUGUAAUUGAGAAAUUGAGAGAAAGGACUGACCAAAAUGCUUCAGAUGAUGACAUCCUGAAAGAGUUGCAGGACAAUGCCCAGUGCCAACCCAACAGUGAUACAAGUUUGUUAGGGACCAAUGUAGUGGAAUACAUCCCUAAUGCUGAACGGCCCUACCGUUGCCGCCUGUGUCACUACACAAGUGGUAACAAGGGCUACAUCAAGCAGCAUUUGCGAGUCCAUCGGCAGAGACAGCCAUAUCAAUGUCCUAUCUGUGAGCACAUAGCUGACAACAGCAAAGAUUUGGAGAGCCACAUGAUCAACCAUUGCAAAACAAAACUAUACCAGUGUAAGCAGUGUGAAGAAUCUUUUCCUUACAAGAGUAAUCUAAGAAAUCAUGAGAGGGAGCAGCACAGCCUUCCAGACACCUUGUCAAUAGCAACUUCCAAUGAACCAAGAAUUCCCAGUGCUACAACUGACGGGAAAUGUGUGCAGGAAGGGAGUAAGUCUUCAACCCAGAAACAAUAUAGAUGUGACGUGUGCAGUUAUACAAGUACAACAUAUGUUGGUGUCAGAAACCACAGACGGAUUCAUAACUCUGAUAAACCGUACAGGGGAAGAGUGGGGAUGGAGCCCUUGCUCUCAGCAGCCAUGCUGCUCUGCCUGCCUAUGCUAUGCCAGGGAAGCGUCCCGCUGCUGCAAUCCAGACCACCACCAUUCAGAGUGAGCACCAGCAGCCAUGUCCUUAUGCUCAGGGAUUCUGUGGGUCCUGAAUGUGGAAAAAAAAUCACAGGUGGUAUGUAUCUUUCCCAUAUGGUCAGGGGCUUCUGUAGGAAGACUCAAAGGCCAAAAGUGGACUCCCACAGGCAAAGGUUUCAGUUAUCUGAAAGCUCCUUCACCAGUCUGGUAGCUAAUGCUGGUUGUUGGCUGGGCCUCAGUUACAAUAUACGUACAUAAUUUCUCCCUGAAUCUUUGCAGGUGUGCUAGUAGCAUACUCUGCACCUGAUGCAAGUCCCCUGUAUAAAACAGUAUAGUAUUUGCACACAACCCUAUGUAUGUCCUCCUGUAUAUUUUCUGUCGUUAUAGAUUACUUUUUUCCCUUGUUCCUUGUUAUUUUUACUUAAUCAGUUUUGUAUUUUACAGAGAAUAAAACCAAGCAAAAUAAAAUAGUAAAGCCAAUGAAAACAAGACAGUGUAAGUGACACAAGAUUUGAAAACAAGAUAGUAGGAAAUCAACAAUGGUUAACAUAAUGCCUCUUUUUAUCUAAGAAAUAGCUGCCAAUACCUUCAGACGCACUAAAAUCAAAACAGAAACAGUGGGCCUGGCAUGGUGUUGCAUGCCUGUAAUCCUAGCAUUUGGGAGGCUGAGGCAGGAGGAAUUCAAGACCAGCCUGGGCUACAAAGUGAGCUUGUCAAGGCCAACCUAAACUGCAUAGCAAAACCCUGUCACAAAAAGACCAAAAAAAAAAAAAAAAACAAUGCAAUAUAGGACUUCAAACCAUAAUAGUAAACCAAAAUGGUGAAUAUAAUAUCUCAUUAUCUUUGAAAUGGCUGCCUAUGCCAUGAGAUAUAAUAAAAUCAAACAUAAUAAAAUAAAACCCAACCAAACAAAACAAUGGGAAUAAAACUGGAAAUUAUACGUUACUUUUACUACUCAAUUUUUAGGUUACUCAUAUUUAAACAAUGUAAGUGCUAUGUGUGUAUGAUUUUUCUUUUGAAAUCUUGUAUCUGCAGAUAUAGAAAGCUAACUGACACCCUUUGUGCCUUACUCUUGAAAGUCAUAUACCAUUACUCACAUUAGUUAGAGAAUUAAGUCUGCUUUUAUCUAUAGUCACAUUUGAUCUGUAGUCAAUGAUGUUGGUUGGGAGAAAACUCCAGGUCUUUGAAACCUUGAAUUCAUUUUAAGGAAUACAGUUUAGCGGAUAGUUUAAUUUGGAGGGAGAAAAUUUGUUUUAAAGGCAUAACACAAAAAAGUUCAUUUUUCACAGUGACAAAAAGGCUUUUUCAGGUUCAUCAUGAAACUUGAAGUGACCAUUUUUUGCAGGAUAUGCAUUUCUUUAAAAGCACAGAAAAUGAAUAUAGUAAGACACACCUUGUUGCAAAAUUUCUGUUGAAAUGUUUAUAUCCAUGUUCAAAUCAUACUUAAGUCAUCCCACACCUUGUAGGACAUCCACCUUAUGCUUUCUUCCACCUAACCUGCCUCCUAGCAGUUGUUUCUAAUUGAAUCAGAUCUAUAAACUUAGGUUGGAGGCCAGGGAAGGAGAUUCUUUUAACCAAAAUCCUUUAUUUCCAUGGGGUUCCAGAACUGACAUAACUGAUAUAUCUGCAGUGGAAGAAAGCCUGUAGGAAAUAAAUUGGACUCCUGUUUAGCUGGGGUAAUGAGAAACCUUGGUGGUUUGUUUUGUUUUUUGUCUUUUUUAAAAUAGGGUCUCACUAUGCAGUUCAGGCUGGCCUUGGGCUCACUUCGUAGCUCAGCCUGGUCUCGAACUUGCCAUAAUCCACCUACCUCAACCUCCCAAGUGCUGGGAUUACACAAGUGAACCACUACGCCCAGCUGAAACUUUGGUUUUUACAUUGGUUUUCUUUUGGUUAAAGCUAAAAUAGCUUUCUUCCAUUGGAAAGGAAUUGUUUUAUACAGAUAUGGAUUAGUAUCACUAAAUGACAUGAAAUUUUGUUUAUUCUAACAUUCCAAAGCUUUGAUCCAGCGGUGGCCUUAUUGACAUGCUACCGAAACUGCCCAGCAGUUGAGCCAGGAAGGUAUUCUCAUGUCACAUGUAUGAUCCUGCCUUUCUAGACUUACAUACUUAAAGUACCAAAUGGCUAUGUUAUCAGGAAUAUCAGAAAAAGAAGCAAAACAAAACCGUGACAGGUGAAGUUAUGGUAAAUGUGCCCAUGCUGCUACUAUUCUUUUUACCGGUUGAUUUUAUUAGUUUGGGUGUAUACUCUGCCCCCUAGUGGACUAGUAAGAGUAGGAAGGAGCAAGUUAUCCUAAAUUGAAAUACAGAUACUGCUUGUCUAUUGGCAUAUUAGACAAAGUUUCUGUAAUGAAACAUUUUCUGUCAGUUCUGUUUUCCUAGGUACUAUAUGUAUUUUGGUCAGAUUGGAAUACAGUUAACUGUUCACUUUCUGACUCAGCCAAACACAUGAUCAUUGAAUUUACAUAUUCAUGAAAGAAGAUAAGUAAAGAGAAUUUUAGGAAGUACUAUGACAUAAAACAGGAUGAUGCUAUUACAGUGGUACGCUGUAGUUUUUUUUUCUCCCAAGGAAAUUUGGUUAACUUGUGAAAUUAUUCCCUGUAAUGGCCCUUCUGUUUUUGAAAGUCAUUUUAGGUAGUGUUUAGCCUUAUCACCUUUUUUUUGCAUACUUAGAUCCCAUCAUGGAUGUUUACCAUUGUUGGUGUCCCUUCAGAAUAGCCUCCAUACCAGGCUAAGGAAGGUACUCGUGAAAUUAGAGUUUGGUUUUUAAGCACAUAACUCCUGAUUUAUCUCUCCUUCCACUGUUCAAGAGGUAUUAAGGACUUCUUUAUCACAAAAUCCUUUAUAUUAAAGGACUCUGAUUAGCCAAAUCUGUGAAAUUUAUUGGUAUAAGUUUUUGUCCAUUAGGAUAGGAAAGAGUUUUUGAAAAGAUGAGAGCAAGAAAGCAAAAGUCUGUGUCUAUAUACAUGGUUUACAUAGGAGAGCUAGUGAAAGUGAAUCUAGGUUAGCAUGUGGAUUACUCUGUUUGAAUUAUUUAAAAGAGCAUUUCUGAUCACAACUACUUCCCUGUAAGGUUUAGCUAUUCUCAAAUUCUUCUUCAGCAUACUUGUCCUUGUGAAGCUAUUUUAGACAUAAUUCAAGCAUUGACAUCUAAAACUAUGUGAUUUACUAUUUAUAUAAAUACUUACUAUUAAUUUAAAUGCACGUAUUUCCUCAUACUUAGUUUCUCCCUAACACAGUAAAUGCUGACAAAUGAAAGCCUUAAAAAUGUCCACAGUCCAGGAAUGUUCUUACCUCUGGGAAAGAAACAAGGUACUCAAGGCACAUAGGACUCAAGUGUAUACUGAGAAUGCUCUGUUUCUUAGCUGUGAGUGUUCACUGUCACUUAAUUAUCCAUAAGGGUUCUUUAGGCAAAAUGAACUUUAUCCUAAAGAAUAAUGAGUGAUGUACUUAGUGUGAUGCACAAGAUAUUAGUUACAGCACAGUUUAUCAUGCCAAAAAGAUCAAAAUCAUUGUAGCUCUGCAAUGCUAAUAAAAUAUUUAAAUUAUGAUGCUUUUGUAAAAUGGGACAUUACAUCCCCCAUUAAAAAUGCAUAAUUUUCAAUGAGAAAAUAGGGAAUAUUCUCAAAAAUAGGUUUAAAAUUUUAUAGUAUAAUUUUAUAUUUUAUAUAGUAUAUAUUCUAUACUAUAUACUAUAUAUAUAAUAUAGUAUAUACUAUAAUUUUCUGUUUAUAAGGUUAGUACUAUUCAGAAUUUUUGUACUUGUCUGUGUGUUCCGUUUGUGUGUAAGGGAUAAAGGUUAUAUAAUCAGAAAAGUUUUAAACACAGCACUUGCCAACCAAUUGAGUGGAACAAAAAUUGGCUCAGCAGUUUCAGCUAAACCACUAUAAACAGAAAGCUGGCAUUCAGACAACAUAGAAUAGACUGCCUCUCAAUGAAGAUAACUGAAAUGCGGGAUAAAUAUUGAAAACCACUUUUAGAUGUGCUUGUUGCAAUUUCUGUUAGGGAAAUUGAGAAACUGUAGGUGUAAAAAUCAAAAGCAGGUACCUUGUAAGGUAAAUAAGCUACACCUGUUAACAUGGGUGACUCAAAAAUAUUACACUAAAGGUAGAAAGGCAAGUCAGAAUACCUAAAAAUUUUACUUAUAUACUCAAAGACAUGCAGUCAAAUGAUUGUUCAGGGUUACAUAGAGGUAAAACUAAGACAUAGAAAGCAAAUCAUACAAUAAAAAAUUCAAGGAAAUCCCUCUUUUUGGGAAGAAAGGGUAUGAGAAUUGGGAAACAAACAUCUGAAGUAGUAGUAUUGUUCUCCUUUAGCAGAUGUUAUAUAUAGAAUGUUUUAUGAGAGAAACGGUGGUAAAGAAAUGAAUUUGAAGUAUGUAGAUUCUGUAGGUAGGUCAAUUUCUUACUGUUCUGAAGAAGGGACAUAUAUGUAUAUGUAUUUUCUUCAUGUAUAUUAUUGUGUAAAUGUCAGUUUUGUAUAUUGUACACACAUGGAUAUAUUAUGUAUAUAUACAGAUAGUUUGUACGUUAGCAUGAGAUCAUAAGAAUGACCAUGUAAGAUGAAAUCAGCCAAAACAAUUUAAAAAUAGGGAAAAUUAGGUUCAGGGGUUUAGCUCAGUGGUGCAAGUGCCUUCCUGGCAAGCACAAGAUUGUGAGUUCAAUCCCUGGUACCAAAAAAAAAAAAAAAAAAUCCAAUAGGGAAAAUUAUAGUUAUUCCCCUGAUCUUUAAAAUUCUUUUCUUGAAACAUUAAAACUGUCAUUUACAAAUGUAUGGAAACAAAUAGUAAUACAAUUGUUUUUAGUAUACUGUAUUUUAGUUUAUUCAGCCUGUAAUAAAUACUUUAUACUGAGAAAUUUAUAAACUGCAGAAAUUUAGUGCUUGAUGUUUUGGAGGCUGGAAAGCGCAAGAUGGGGUUAUCAGUAGAUUUGAUUCUGGUGAGGGCUGUCUUUCUGCUUCAAAGAUGGCAUUUUUUUGUAUCCUCGCAUGGUGGGACAGAAAAGUUUCCUCAGGGCACUGAUCCAUUCACAAGGACUCUACCCUCAUGGCUGUCACUUCGCAAAGGCACCAUCUUUUCAUCAUCACUCUGGGGCUAGGUUUCAACAUACAAACUUUAAGAGUUACACACAUUCAGACUUUGGCAUUCUGCAGCUUAAAAACUUAGAAAUUUUAAAGGUUAAAAUGUUUUUAUCUUUUUGUUAAAAAAAAACUUUACAAAGAAUAAUUUGAGUAGUGCUUGCCUUCUCAUGAUAGCCCUAAAAUAGGAAUUGGCAUCUUUUUUUAUGCCUUGGCACAUUAUCAGUUGUCCUAAGUAUAGAUCAGCUAUCAACGUUUUAUUAUUGGCGCUUUCAAUAUCAUGAAAUUUCUCCAGAAGUUCUUUUAAUGUAAAAUUUUUGCCAAUAUCCUUUCCUUGGAAAUGAUACUUCUCAUUUAUGUCAUUAAGGUCUAAGGUCUUCUUCCCUAAGAUUCUCUGGCUGCGUAACUGCAUCUCCAGUUUGUUCAGAAGCUAUAGUGUCUAUGUUCCUGUGGUCAGCUAUCUGUUCUACAACUCCAUUUGCUUUUGUUCCAAUUUCACUUUCAGGGUUAACACUUCAGAUUUGUUAUUGCACUUCCAUAUUGCCUGUUUUGAUUAUCCAUUUUUGUAAACUAUAGCUUGAAUUUAUCACCAGGAGACAGGAAUACAACACAGUUACAUAAUUUGCUAUUUGUGAGUGAACUGAAUUAGAAGCACAGUGAUCAGUGGCUCACAGACUUUGAAAGAAGCAAUGUGAUUGGUCACUGAUUGUGAUUCACUUCUGUUUAUUUCCCUGAAAAUUAAACUGUACAGUUGGUAUACUUACACCUGUUAGUAACUAAUAAUUGAAGCAUACUGUUGGGAGUAAUGUUUAAGCCAUAAUAAUUGAAAUUGAUACGUAUUAGAACUGUGUAAUGUAAUGACUGUCUAUACACACACAUACUUAGGUUAGCUUAUUCUUACGUAUUUUAUUUUUCCACUGCUAUUAAUAUAUGUAUUGUGAGCCAAGGAUAUAGCUCAGCAGCAUAGCACCUGCCUGGCAAGUGCAAGGCAGUCCCUGAGUUCAGUCCCUGGUACAAAAAAAAUGUGUGUGUGUGUAUUUUAUUUUGUCCAAUGUGUGCAUUAAUAUCUAAUGAUUAAGUUAUAAGUGGUUUUUUUCCUAUAUAUUUUUGAUUUUCUGCAGUGAAUCUUGCAAUCAGGAAAAAAGUAAUUUACAAAAUUAAUAACCUGGCACUCAAAUCUUGAUUUUUAAUAGUGCUCUCUAAUAAAGGAAACUAAAACUAAUUGGUGGAACCUAGGACUAGGGUAGAAGAUAUACAAAGUCAUCCUGGAGCACUUUGUAGUAUCAGCAAGUGACACAGGAGACUUACUCAACAAAUAAUACAAAUAUAUCACCACAGCAGAGAGAGCACCCAGUGAUCAAAGCUGGAAUGAUUUGUGCAGUAUAUUUUUGAAAUAGAUCUCAAAGUAUGAUUAAUUAGCCACAUAUCUGUACUGAUACAAAUAAGUAAAUAAGUGAGCAGAAAUAGACAACCUGUAAGAAUUCUAAAUUAUGUCUAGCUAUUCUACCCCCCCCCAAAAGGUGAACUAUAUUCCCAUUCUUUAAGUACGAGUGUCACUCCUCCCAAAGUAUGUACAGUGUGGGAAGAAGGAUGAUAAAGAGUCCCUUUCCUGUCAAGGACCCUCACCGGGGCCAGAUGGUCAGGGUCAGUACCAGCACUGACGAGCGUGGUGGUGGGGUGGUAUGAUGAGAAGGGCCUUUUGCCCCUGUGGUCUUUCCCCAGAGAUCAGCACCCCAGUCUCACCAUGAGAAAAACAACACACAGACCUAGACUGGGGGACAUUCUACAGAAUGCCUGAUCAGUGUUCUUCAGAUCCGUCAAGGUAGUUAAACCAAGGGCAAGUCUGAAAAACCAGGUCUACUAAAUGUAAUGUAGGGUCCUAGAUGGGACCCUGCAACAGAAGAAAGACAUUAGGCAUAAGCCAAGGAAAUCUGAAUUAGUAGCGAACUUCAGUCAGUAAUUUUAACAUUGGUUCCUAAUAUGGAGCAGAUUUACCACAGAAAUGCAGUAUGUUAACAAAACAAAUUCAGAUAUUCUGUAAAUCUAUAUUUCUUUUAAAGAAAGCAGUUACAUAACUAGUUUUCGCUAUUAUUUUUUCAACAUUGGAGUAACAGAGUAACAUUAGAGGUGUUCUGUAGAAGAAAUUUGCAAUUUCUGCUGUUUCUCUUCUGACCCAGUUUUCUGAAAGUAUGAAAUUCUGGUUGCAUAAGACUGCUUUUCAUUUGGGAGAACCUUACUAUGUUCAGCAUUCUGAGCCUCAUUCUAGAUGUAGAAUUUUCUAGUGAGACUUCAGGGCAGACUAAAUAAAUGUGAAUAAUCUGAAGAACCAGGAUUUCAUGUCUGUUUCUCCUUCGUGUAAUAUGAACAGAAGGGUAUUCACACUGUAAAUUUCCAUGUAAGACAUUCAUGAGCAUUGUACUUGGCUGAAGUACUAGGCGGAAAUUCAUAGACAUCUCUUGCCUGGUGACAUACAACUACAACAGUCACUCUUUCCAAAGGAGUGAUCUGGCGAUAACUUGAAAAGGCCACUAUAACCAUGUUACACAGUGGUAGUACUGUAGAGUUAAAGAGGCAGACACUGAUUUAAUAGCUUGGAGGCAGAAGUAAUUACCAUGAUAAAGAUAUUAGUGAGAAACAAAUUUUGUGGGAUUUGUGAAAAUGUUGGUGUAUUUCAGAUAUAAGUGGGCAAAGGAAAUUUGAAUUAGGGUUACUUUUUUGUGUGACUAAUUACCAAUUGAUGGUUUUGCUUUAUUAUGUUACUGUAAAAUUGUUUGUAGUCUUAAAGACAAUGCAAACUAUAAAGUCAUUGAAAUCAAACAUUUUACCACAUUUUGAAAAAUUAAACAUUGUAAAUAGAACUAAAAUACUCACUGUAUUCUUUAUCUCUUCUGUCUCACAGGUAAUCCAUUGUCUCAAUUAAUGUAUUGUAUUUAAGCAUUUUUAAAUGACUGUAUAACGUGUAUACAACAUAUAAUGUGUAUAUAUGUAUAUUAUGCAUACAUAGUUUUGGUAUUUUAACAACUUUUAUUUAAACUGUGCACCAACCACAUUUAAUGUUAGCUUUUUUUGGUCUUGUUGAGACUGGGUCUCACUGUGCAGUUCAGGCUGGCCUUGAGCUCACUUUGUAGCCCAGGCUUGUCUUGAAUUUGCAAUGAUCCUCCUGCCUCAGCCUCUUCGAGUGCUGGGAUUAUAGGCAUGCACUACCAUGCCCAGAGUGUACCACCACACCACAUGAAAUGAUCAGUGAACUUCUUAUACUCACUGAUUAUUAUUGACAUUGGUUCAUGGUUAUAAGUACAAAUCGAUUUCUUUCUUACUACUUAUAAUGUUCCACUAAUAUUAAAAAUACCAGGGGCCAGUGAUGUAGCUCAGUGGCAGAAUGCCUGCCUAGCAAGUGCAAGACCCUGGGUUCAAUUUCUGAUACCAAAAAAAAAAAUUGUUUCCAUAUGCUUAUGGAAGAACAGUGGUUGUGGGUUGUAUCCUUCAUUUUGCUAUUCAUGGCCACAGCAGUCAUUCUUUCACUAUGUGUAUUCUUGUCUCAAAUGUCUUCAGAGUAGACACUUAAAACUAGAUUUGGGUAGCUACAGGUUUGUGCUUCUUUGGUCUUAAUAGUGCCAAACUGCAUUUCAGAGUCCAUAUACCUAUACAUAAAGUUGGCAUUUAUUUUUCCACAUUUCUGAAAAUCUUAUUGCUCUUACUAGAUUUAGCAGUCCUGCUAGUUCUAUGAAUGUAAUGCAUUUCUCAGAUUAUUAGUAAGAUUGGGUAUCUCUUUUUCUAUUUAUAUUUCAUGGCCAGUCUAUCAAGAAUUGUCUGUGAAGAGGGCCAGUGUUUUUUAAGGUCAAAGAUCCUUCACUUUGGACAUGAUUCUUAAAGACAUGUAAUGAAAAAUAGUGCUGCAUGUUGUUAUAAACUUAAGUUGUCAGUGCAUUAGAAGUGGUGUUAAAAGUCCUUGCAAAUAUUAAUUAUUUUAUUUAUUCUUAGAUCAUUUAAUAUGCUGAUCAUAUCUCUGACAGGUAUAAGGAAGAGUGUUAUCUGAUUUUAAGUAUUUAACAAAAACAUCUUUGUUCAUGUGUAGAUUCUUAAAAAUAUAAGCAUAGUUUUACAACAUAGUCUAGCAAUUGUACACUAAGACGUUUACCCAAAUGAUGAAAACUUUUAUUCACACAAAACCUGCACAUGUAUGUGUGUUGUAGCAUUACUCAUUUACUGCAAAAAACCUGGAAGCAACCACAGUAUCUUUUAGUAGUGAAGGAAUAAAGCAAAUGGUACAUCUAUAUAUAAGGUAGUUAUUAGCCACUGAAAGACACAGAAAAACCCUUAAUCCGUACUCCUGUGAUUACAAUUAUAGUAUACAGUAUUCUAGAAAAGGCAAAACUUAGAGACAAUAAAAAGAUCACUGGUUGCUAAGAAUUCAAGAGCAGAAAGAAAUGAUUAGUAGGUAGAGCACAGAUUUUUAAGUCAGUGAAACUAUUCAGUAUGACACUGUAAUUGUGAUUUCCCUGUACUACAUUUGUCAGCUAUAUAAGAUUGUACACCAUAAACCAUGAACCUUAAUAAAAGUAUGGACUAGAGUUAAUAAUAAGUAUCAAUACUGGCUCAUCAGUUGAAACCAUACCUAGUGUAAGAUGUUAAGAUUACAGAUAUUGUUUUAUUUGUGAAAUUGAAAUUGUAGAAACUUUUAGGAGUACCAUUCCUUUUCUGUAGCUCUGUAAAGCAGUACAAAGUUCAUGUUGAGAAUUUUUCUUUUUUUCUCCUUGAUUAAUAAACAUAGUGGUAUAACAUUAA